UACGGACCCUGCUGUGAUGGCCCGACCCGUUAAAAGUAUAUUGUCGCCGUGGUGCACCACCGGAGCUACAACAGCGAUCUUCUCCCGCCAGUCGACAAGCCAAUUCCGAGCACUUAAAACAUCCAAAUGUUGAGAGCAAUUUCUCAGAUACGAUCCUAUCCGUUGAGCCUCAGAACCCUAGCGAACCUUUCCUUGCUGCAGCCAAGCUUCGACUUCUCCAUUAACACUUCCUUCCGCUCACUCUGGAGUUCGCCGCUGCUACAGAGGCGCCAAGAUGAGCAAGGAAAUGAUGAGUACAGCACACUACCAUCAAGGAUCUUCGUGGUGCAGCCUCGGUUGAGGCCCGAUUCUGUUUUGAAACCGAAGCUUGACGAAGCUCUCAACCUCGCCAAUUCGCUUGAAGAACGGCGAGAUGGUUUCUACGAAACCGAGUUCUCCGAGAAAGAGGUGCCUCCUCAUAUCGUUGUUCAGAAUCCAGCCGCCAGAUGGCCUCGUGCUGAUACAUAUUUUGGAACAGGGACAGUAAGCACAAUAAAAUGCCAUAUAAAUGCAUUGGAAUCAGAGGGUGGAGUAGAUGCAGUUUUUGUAAAUGCAAUGCUUACUGGAAUCCAGCAGCGGAAUUUGGGGCGUGAAUGGGGUAGACCUGUUAUUGAUCGUGUAGGCCUUAUCAUAGAAAUAUUUAAUGCACAUGCACAGACAAAGGAAGCGAAGUUACAGGCUGAGUUGGCAGCUCUUAUGUAUAAGAAGAGCCGACUUGUACGCCUACGUGGUCCUGGUGGACGCUGUACUUUUGGUGUAAUGGGAGAGGCAGAGGUAGUUAGUGCCAGAGGGAGAGGAAGUGGAGGACGUGGUUUUAUUAGUGGUGCUGGAGAGUCAGAACUGCAGCUCCAACGACGAAGAAUUUUAGAGCGUAGACUGCAAUUGUUAUCUGAAAUCAAAGAGGUUCGCCGUACACGGGCCUUGCAACGUGCUUCUCGCAAGAGGCAUGCAGGCUCAAUUGGCCAGGACAUUGCUACUGUUGCUGUUGUUGGUUAUACAAAUGCUGGAAAAUCUACACUAGUUAGUGCCCUUACAGACAGCUAUCUCUACAGUGAUGAUCGAAUGUUUGCAACAGUUGAUCCAAAAUUAAGCAGCGUUAUUCUUCCAUCAGGGAGGAAGGUCCUUUUAAGUGAUACAGUCGGAUUUAUAUCAGAUUUGCCUGUACAACUUGUGGAAGCAUUUCAUGCAACGUUGGAAGAGGUUGUUGAAGCUGAUAUCCUUGUGCAUGUGCUGGAUUCCAGUGCACCAGAUCUUAAUGAACAACGGGAGACAGUUUUGCAAGUUCUUGAGCAGAUAGGUGUAUCUAAGGAGAAGCUUAAAAACAUGAUUGAAGUUUGGAACAAGAUUGAUCUUGAAGAAGAGGAAGUUGGUUCUGAUGAAUAUGGUAACGAAGAAGAAGUCCCUGAGGAAGAAUAUGAUAGUGUUCCGUCAGACCAGCUCUCUGGAGCUGAUUGUCAUCAUGACAAUGAAAUUGAUAAAGAUAUGAAUCCUGAAUGGGAAAUGGAUGACCAACAAGGUGCCAAUUGUGAGAGCUGGUUGGCCUUGGAGGGCGAGCAAGACUUAUGGGUUAACUAUGAUGAUUCCUCUGUUGGAUUCGGGGACUCGGAGGAUUCUUGGAAGGUUCUGCCCAAGGGCUGGAGGACAGGAAGAGGAAGAAGAGAUUCACAGGUUCAAUCUGGACCUCUUCCACAUGUCAAAACAUCUGCACUAACAGGAGUUGGCUUGCAAGAGUUGCUGGAGUUGAUUGAUGAGAGGGUGACGCAGACACCCCAAGACACACCAGAUGCAACCAUCUUCAACCGCAAAUGGAGGCCACCACGGACUGAAGAUGCUGACAUCGCAAUUGGACAAUGAGAUGGAUUAGGCAAGCAAACACGCAUAUAGCCAGCCAGCCAAUAGCACGCUCCUUUCUUCUACCAUCUGUCUUAUAAGGCAUGAUUUCAACAUGGAUGGUUGAAGUCAAGAAAAAUGCCGUUUCUUGUAGCUCCUGAAAACCAUCUCCAUCAAGUUUCCUACCCAGCGUUUAGCCCUCCCUACCAAUGCUGCCAGAGCCCAGAGGUACUCAUCCAUCCAUCUUCAUGCUGGAAAUGAUCCAUCACUGGUAAAGAAUAUGAAGUUACCCAACUGUACAUUUUAGAGGGAAAAUGCAGUCUCAUAUGUUAUAAAUUAUACCAAGGGAUGAAAUAUUGACAACUCUUUUCCUUCUGUUUUAAUGUUGCUUUCCCUAUUACACAUA
Ipomoea nil (Japanese morning glory) is the source of this 2275-nucleotide messenger RNA. RefSeq names its product GTP-binding protein At3g49725, chloroplastic. The transcript is spliced from 13 exons. Gene Ontology annotation, cellular component: cytoplasm. Bases 127 to 1893 code for a protein of 588 amino acids. Gene Ontology annotation, molecular function: GTP binding; ribosome binding. NCBI's taxonomy places the organism in Eukaryota, Viridiplantae, Streptophyta, Magnoliopsida, Solanales, Convolvulaceae. The record is from RefSeq and is a predicted model, not a curated record.